CCCGGCGGUGAGUGACGUCAUCAUCAGCUGACUCUCGACGCACAUCAAAACAAAGCCAGAAAUGAACGCCAACACGCAGGUCCUGGAACUGGACGUGGAGGGUAGACAGGUGGAUGAAGCAGUAUUAAGUCUGUUCCACACACUACUGUUUCACCGAACCACAGGGAAGUUCCACUACAAGAAUGAUGACACAUAUGCUGUUGGCACCAUUGGUUUCCAAGAUGUGGACUGCGAUUUCAUUGAUUUCACUUAUGUACGAUGUUCAUCAGAGGAGCUGGACAAGAGCAUCCGUCGUGACGUGAGUAGCUUCUGUGAAGCCAUAAGAGCACCUGAUGCUCCACCCAGUGGCCAGGUUGCCUUAGAAUUUUACCAACGAAAACGUGGCAGAUGGCCAUUUGCAACAGAAAGUAUUCCUUGGGAAGUUUGGACGUUAAGAGUUAAUGUGGUGUCUCUGAAUAAUGAACAUGAGAGACAGAUAUGGCGAGAGAAAGUUGGAGAAUCUCUUGGGGAGAGAUUACUGCACAUAACUGACACUUUGAAUCGGCAUGAUUAUAUCCCUUCACCUCCAAAUCAGGCAGAAAUAGAUCUAAUUUAUGACACAACUUACUCAGAUGUUCAGCCAUUUCUCUUUAAGGUAAAUUACAGUGUCUCAGCUCCAAGUAAUCCAUCAGCGACAACUACAUUCAAGAAACUGAUAAGGGACACUUUAGCACUAUAACAUUGGCUCUACACUAGGUUACUACAGCUAUGGUCCUGUGCUGCGUGCAGAACAUUGUUCACUGAGGAGGAUUUUGUUGCCUUGGUAUCCUAAGGCUAUGAAGCUUGGCAAAGCACAAGAUGCUCUGCAGUGGGAAUUUGGAAGGAAGUUGGACGUCCAUGAGAAGUCAGUAUAUAUGUGAUCUGAUGGUAAACCGUCAUCUCGCUUCUUCACAAUGAGUUUACCAGAAUGAUAAUUAUUUUUAACAUCAGGUUUUGAUCUUGUACUAAUUUAUUGUUUGUGUGAACUAACAGAUAUAUAUAUAUAUAGUACAGUCUGAUGUAUUGAUAAUUGAAUUUUGGUAAACUGGAUUUUAGAUAACUAUUAAUUGUUAUUGAAUUUUUUUUAGCAACACUGUGACCUGUGGAAAACAAAGAUAAUAGUGAUAUAUUUAGGUGCCGAUAUUUUUCACAGUGCUAAUUGUCUAAUUGUAUGUCCUGUAAUAUUAAUAAUAAUAUUCCAAGUGCUGAAGUAGAUGCAGAUUACAUACUUGCUUAUAGAUCUUUUAUGCUGGAAUCAACAAAGUACUGUAUGUUAUUGUACCUGCUGUUUUGACAACUCAGCAGAUAUUGCAUUUUCACUUAUGAGUCACAAAAUAGAAUAUAGUUUAGCUAUAAAUAGCAAACAUACCAUAUUAAAAAUACAGUAGCCUGUUUCUCAUCUGUUGCCUGGAAUUUUUGUGCAGAAGUAAAUACUUUGACAAAAUCUUCAAGCCACAGGAACUGGCUAAAUGUUUUAAUCACAUGGCCCACUAAGUGGGGCAUGUGCUGAAGUGAUUGAUCUAUAUUUUAAGUAAAAGUUAUACAUAUUUCAUAGAAAGUUUGGUAUGAGGGAUUAUAAGUGGUUGAGAAUGGCUCAUACAAUGAAACCCUCCUUUUACAGUUCAGCUUGACACAAAAUCAUAUAUCAGCCAUCCUACAUUCUCACAGGGUACUUCACCGAGUGAACUUCAUCACAUCUUCAUUUCAUAUGUGGUCAGACAUCUAGUGUCUUCACUGUGACAGUAUGCCCAACUGUUUUCAUAGGUUGAGGUGUGUCACUUGUGUUAUGACCCUCAUACAUACAUACUUUUAUUAAGCUAUCAGCAGGGAUGGCCUAGAAUGGCUGAAACAUGAUCACUUGAGGACCAUAAUGUUUCUAGUGGAACUGUGUUGCUCCUUAUUCGUGGUUAAUGAUAGAAACAAGAUUACGUAAGAAUGAAUACAUUUAAAGGUGUUGAACAUAUAUGAAGUGUUACUCAGAUUGUGUCACUUAUAAUAAGGUUAUAAAAUGAGGUUGAAUAAAUUAUAAAAUUAUUUGAUACCUAGAUAUGGUUGUAGUAAUCCCAAAUCUAGAAGAAAUGUGUUAAUCAUAAUUUGUUGUAAAAGGCAAAGGGGAUAAAUGUCUAAUAAAGUAAAAUCAGAUGUAUUCACUCAUUAUUGUAUUUGGAGUACAGUACCAUAAGUCUAUCUUGUCCCUAUAAAUUUUUUUAGCUCUUUUAAGUGACAUUCACAUAGUUUUGGCGUGAUGCACUUUGUAAUACUGUAAUGUUGUGUGUUAAAGGGCAACACCGAAUAUAUGAGUUUCUUUCUCAUUCAUUUUCUAUAUGUGCCAAAUGUGUCAUUAGGAUCACAUAACCUAUUUUUUCUGAAUUGUUGACCUGAGGUUAACAGUGCAUCAUAGUCUAGCUUUGAACAUUUUGGUUCUCAGGCUUUAAAUUUAAUAUGGAAGAUGAGUCUUGUUGACUUUGCUAGGUAAUUUCUGUCCGUGACUCUUAUUAAGAAAUUUGAAUAUCUUUUUAAUUUCAUUACUGAAUCUUAUUAAGGUUUCCUGGAGAAAUCUAUCCUAUAUAUGUAAGGUUUUUAAUUUAUUACUGCCCAUAGUAAGCAUAUGGAAAGAUUGACACAUUACACAUUUAAAAAGGUAAAAUCAUACUCUUAACAUUUUGUUAUCUUAUACAGUAACCACAACACUCUCUAGUAAAACAAAAGGCACUGAAGUGCUUGUUAUGGAAAUAAAAUAUUUUUGUAAAGGCAACAAUGUAUUUUGAAUUUCGGAAUUUCAUUGGAAACACGAUCCUUCUACCCCUCACACACACGUGUAGGAUGUUAUGGAUUCAAGUGCACCACAUUAUUGCAUCCAUGGCCUAUGCUCCAUCUGAAUGCAAUAAUCAUGGGUGUGAAAGAAUUCAGGGAUAUUUUAUGUAUUCUGUCUUAUGCAAAUAUGCAACAUCUAAUUUUGCUGUCGCUAUAUUUUAUCAUGCCAUAAUGUAGAAUAAUUUUAAAAUUCAGUAACUCCUUGAUUUCCUAGCUAUAAAAGUUAACACUUAAUGUAUACCAUACAAGAUGCUUGACGUAAUGGACAAAAGUUGUACUUAUUGAUGUGCAGAUAAAUUUAAUAUUCACUGAAAACUUCUUUAUACCUCGAGUGGCAUUGGGAAAAGUAAAAUACUGUAUGCAAUUACUGUACGUAAAUCUAAAAAUAUUAACCAAUAGAGUAUUAACUGAGCAUGUGAUAAAUUUGAUGGGAACCAGCUUCUAAAGUUCCUCUUGGAAUUUGUGAAUGCAUGCACUUGCUACAAUGGCUUCUGAACAAGAUCCCCCUCCCCCACCCCAAGAUACAACAAAAAACGAAAUGCCUACACAAAUGGCAAAGGGAAAGGAUGUGGCUUGUAAACAUGAAACCAAUGAAUCAUCUAAUUACCACAUGAAAAGAUAGAGGAAAGUACUAGGGUAGCCCACGUCUCAGCUUUCAAGUGGGUUGAGAAAUAGAAGUUUAGGGUCUGGAAUAUAUUCCAAUUGUUCUUGUAAGGAAGGUGAAAAUAUUAACUUACGGGUUCAACAUACACAGUAUUUUCCAGGAACUUCGUACCCAUAGAAAUAAACAGUUUGCUGUUGUGUACGUAUCAGGAGAGAGUUUUAGUUACUGAGUAAAUGAAGUGAAGCCCAGUCAAAGAAAAACUAACAAAAGUUAUGUAGGAUGGCAUAUACUACCAGUACAGUAAAUUGUAUAAUAGGAAAUACUUUUAGAUAAACUUAUUUGAUGACUGAUGUGUACAAAUUGUUUUAUGUGGUAAGUUGUUGAACUUUACAAGUUUUCAUAUAUUGAAGAAUAUUCUGGCAAUAAGAUCUAGAAUAAUUCUGCUUAGCAGAUAAUUACAGUAUAUCCCCAAAUGCAUUAAUGAGAUAUUAUGAAACUGCACCACAACAAGAAUGGCCUAUACUUCUUGUGAACACAAUCAUUCUUGAUGGGGAGGACAGACUUUAGUGAAACAUGAUAUUGCCUCCCUUUGAGCUCAGAUGAAUUCAGUAACAGACACGAUCUGAUAUUUUAAUGAGGGUGUUCAGAAUUUAUUGCUUGUUUAACUCCAGGUAAACAACAUGUGGCAUCUAGUCAAGGUUAGAGCUUGUUUCAUGUGCUAAUAAUUUUUCUAUGUAAUAAUAUUUUUCUCUACCAACCAUUUUCAAAGCUUAUUUCUGAAUUAACAAAUUGUUUGGUGAAAUCGUACAGACUUGCAUUCAAACAGAAACUUCCAGAAUGUUGAGAGAUUAGAAUUGGCUAUGUUAUGUUUCUUUUUUCAGCCACUUUGUUUUGGAUGAGAAUAGAACAUACUGUAUGUACUGUGGCUCAGUGAAUUAGUGUUCUAAUAGGAUCUACAGGUUUAUAGGGAUACUCCUCAUGAAACAAAUUUCUUUUAUAUCCUUGAAAUCUUUAAAUCUAGUUAAUUUACAUACAUUUUUCCCUCUCAAUAAUCAUCAGUGAAUUUCAGUUCUAUAUUCAAAUGCCAAUCUUUCUAAUGUUGAGAAAUGUGGGUGGAUAUUAUCUAGCAAAACUAUUACAGAGAGAUUAUUAGUAUAUGAAGAUAAGAGGUAAAAGCUGUUUUUCAAAGUAGCAUGAUGGUGUGGAGGAAAGCACAGCUACUACUGCUUCUUAAUAACAGUUGUUUGCUGCCCAGUUUCCACUGUACAUAUGAUGUCUUCUACCAUUUUUAUAUUACGAGAUGUUCAAGUGUUACAUUUUAUAAGUACAGUACUGUACACACGUAAUGGAGGUAAUUAGAAAUUAAGAGUAAAGUCUUUUGUAGUGUUUUAUACAUAAAUGUUAAGCUUUUUAUAUUUUUUUUGGCUGUUUAUUUGAAAAGAAUUAAAGCUUAAAGUAGUUUCUCUACUAGGUGUGAGUAUGCCAUCCCACAACAUGCUACAAAAAAGGGUUGGGUCAUAUCAGUAGUGUGUUAACAUUUCAUACAUUCAUUCAUAACAAUGUACUUGAUCCUCAACUGGACAUGGUACCAGAUGUCUGCUAUGUCAUUUGUUAAUGCAAGUGGUGGAAUUUUUUGAGUGGUAAUGUGGUGUAACAGAGAAUGAACAAGAAAAAGAUAUUUAACAUUCUUUAAUACUGAAUUCAUAAGCUCUGCUUUAUCCAGAUUUGAAGAAAUAAUAUCUAUUAUGAAGCAAAAAUUCAAGUUAUUACUGGUUAUACAACAGCUUGUAAUAUUCCCGUGCAGAGUUAGUGUAAGAGACUUAGGUUGUUACUAUUGUGUUAUUAACAAAGUGUUUCAACGUCUUGUUGUAAAGACUUUGCAAUACAGUAUGUGUUUGAGUGUGAGGCCUGACAGGCAGUUACAAUUAGCACAUUGUUAAUUCAGGGGUAUUGAAAACAUCAAGAUAAUACAGUAUUCUGUCUUCCAUUUUAGGAAAGACUUAUGUUGUUAUGAAAACUAGAAUAUUUACAAGGUUAGUCAUGUUACCUUAACUGAAAUUUUGAGCACUGUACUGUAUUAUUACAAAAAUAUUGCAUUGCCAGUGAGUCUCUUUGCACUCAUGUUAGAAAGUUGUGUACAAAUAAUAUGAAAGUUUUACAGUUUAUUUUCAAAUUAGAGUAAAAGAUAAUUCAAAUUAUAUACCCUGUACUGUAUUCCUGAGGCAAGAACUGUAAUAUACAGUAAAAUAGCCAAGAUAUUUUGUUCAGUAACAGUUUGACCUGAAGAUCAUCUGGACAGGUUCACAAUUCAUGAAUUUUUAGUUCUUAAUUACAGGUUUAUAUGUUAUAUGAUCAAUAAGGUGUAUAAAUGGCUGGUUUCACCGGUGCUGAAGAAUUCUGUACAGUAAACCCUCGAAUAACCGACCCACAAAUUUCCACCAAUUGUUCUUACCUACAGGUGUAGGCUGCAAACCAACAGCUCUUGCUAUCUCCACAGCUCAGUGUCCUUCUUCAGAUCUCUUUACCACAUCUAAUUUAACUUCUAAUUAACACUUUCCUCUUCUUUUUGUGACCACAACCAGCAGUGUUGCAAAAUGCACAUUUAGCACUCAUUGUUCUAGGGCUCAAAUAAAUUUAUAAUUGGAUUUUAAGUGAAUGUUGUUAGAGCAUCAACCAACCACUGAACAAUAACAAAUAUGUCGCCCACGCUGGUCGCUUACACAGCUGAUUACCUACGUACCAGUUUAAAAUUGUCGUAUAUUUAUCAUUUUCAUAGAUAUUUUAAAUUUUUUGUAAAGUACCUCGAUUAUCUGACUUACAGCUUUUCCGACCCUCCCCUCCCCUCAUAUACUGUAGGUCGGUUAAAUGAGGGUUUACUGCAUCUACAGCAUGUAGUCAUAAAUAUGUUUAAUAGUUAACCAUCUCAACUUGACUUACUAAUAAGCAGUUAUCAUCACACUGAUGUAAGACCACUGUGGAUGCCUCUAAGUAAUGAUUAAAGAUUUUUCCUCUCAAUAUCUAAGAUGGGUAUAUAUUUUUGUAAUAGUAAAUUAACCUCUUUAUUCUUCCCUUUGGUUUUAUCAGACACUAUUAAAUAAGUAAGCAAGGGAAGAAAAUGUAAAGAUGAUUAGGUAACACUAACCUGCAAGUUUUAAGUACAGUACAGCAGUAACGUGCAUGUCUCACCCAUAUGUCAAGGGUUCGAGGCCUGCUUGGCACGGGACAUGUAAGAAGGGUGUUAUCCAUUGUGAUCCAACCAAACAUCACAGGUUUCCUCCUGUUCUAACACUGGAUAGACCAAAUGCCUGAACAGCUAGUGAGCCGAGUGGUGAAAAUAUCCAAUAUGUAUAGAGUUCGUUAUUUAUGUCAUUUUAGGCACUUUACAUAGGUACUGAUAUCAGCUUGUGGCCACAAUACUCAUGGCUCAUUCUCAAAACAGCUACAGCUUUCCCACCAUGCUAAUCAGAAAUUGGUUUUGUUUAAAACAUCAGAUGCUUCUGAAUACAUUAUAUACAGUCACCCACAAAAGUUCUGCCACCUCUCCUGCUGUUCCACAAACCCUGAGAGUCAAACUCAUGAACCUGAAGCAGUAGACACUGGUGCAUUACAUGUAUUCUGUCCAUAAAUGCUUCGGAUUCACUAGUGUGAAUUUCAGAGAUUGUGGUUCUGAAGAGGCAACAGGACUUUUGUGGGUGCUGUAUCUCCUUUGCUUAUCCAUCAGUACUGUAAUUAUAUUAGUGAUUGAUAUUUCACUGAUAUGCAGUAAAUUAUAAUAUACGAAGAGUAAGUUUACAUCAUGUAGUUGUCUUCUAGCAAUGAUUUUAUAUUGGAUGGAGACCUAAGACUCUGCCUUCCUUGAUGUAUAACUUUUGCCCUGUUGUCUGCUGAGUAUUAAUUAUUGUUCAGUAGGUAAACUACAUUGAUGUCACUGAGCAGAGAGAAGUGUUUUGAGAUGGCAAGUUGGACAACGAGCAAAUUCCUUACAGUAUGCAGAAUUUCCUUGGGGACUCAGACACAGUAGAACCGCUGAUUAACAAGUGGAUAUUGCCGUACUGCAUUUACAGUUUUGAUAUGUUUACAAUUUUGCCAGUGCACGUUAGUGAUUAAUUUCAGCUUUCAUGUUCUCUAUAUCUCGGAUAAAAAAGAAAUAGGAAAAAUGCUUGAGUUAAUGUUAAUAACUCAAAGAGGCAAAGUUAAAAGAAAAAAAUUGUCUUAAAUCUCAUAGUGCAAUGUAAAAUUUGGUACAGUAUCUAACUAUAUCUUUUAUUUUAAUUUAUGAAACACUGGAGUCAGUAAUGAACUUAUUCAACAUUAGGAGCUAAAUCUCAAUGCCUUAUAAAGAGUGCAAAGCUAAACCUCAAGCCUCUUAACUUGGUCAUCACUGGAUAAUCUUAUACUGUACUGUACAGUACAUACUGUAUACUGUAUGUGAAAUUUCAUGUGAGUGUUUAAGACAUCAAUACUUAGAAUGCACAGUACUAUCAGGGAAACUUAUAUGAUUGGUCUAUAGAUGAAUCAUUGAGACAGUUGAUCAAUAAAUUUUGGUUUAUCUAUAUGCAACAAGUUAACUAUUGAACAUGCGUCUAAGUUGUUCAAGAUAAUAGCCAUUAAUGUAUCACUUUUCAUGUUAUGCAAAAUGACGUACUUUGAUCAAUAAUAUUUUAUGUAUGCAUGAUUUGUAUGGGAAUGUUGGCUACUGAUAUUUUCAUUUUUUACAAGGAUUACUUAUUGUGUUAGUCAUAUUUGUAAUACCCAAGGUUAAUUUAUAGACUAAAAUAGGGAAGACAUGUAGAAAUUGAUUCUAAACUAUGUUUUCUUUAUCUGAAUUUAACCCAAACAAGUUUCAUUAAUAUUAACUUCAUUAUACUGUAUAAAGAUGAUAAAUAGAACUGAAAGUUGCACAUUGUAAUAUUCUACAACUAUACAAAUAGAUUUUCUGCUUGUAGUUUAAUUAGUAAAAUUAACACAGGAAUUUUAUAUUUUUGGGUCAACAUAGAUGAAAAACAAGCCACUAUUUUCAGUCAAUGUUUUCCCACAUUAAUAUUUCAUACACUUAUGCAAUAAACCUUUUUAUGUGGUCCUCUGAAAAAAAUAGUAAUUUCUAGUGAUUAAAAUGUAAUUGCAAUGAUUUCACAAUACAUUACAUACCCGGUAGAGUGAAUUACAGUAUGAAGGUUCUCCUAGUAACUCAUUCUUUACACAGCUGCAGUGUUGCUGAUAGUAUUUAUUAAUACCUCAUAACAUAUAACAAUAUGCCACAAUCUUGUUAACUGCACCACCACUUACUACUGCUAGAGAACAUUUUGGGAUGGCUUCAGAGCUUUAAUAUGUUGAAUACAAUCUUGUUAUUAACAAGCCUUUGAUUUAAAAAUUUAUUUGUGUAUAUUUGAUUAUAAGUUAUUUUGUGAAUAAAUAUUUAUUUGAUAA
Molecule: messenger RNA, 8863 nt
Organism: Homarus americanus (American lobster)
Lineage: Eukaryota; Metazoa; Arthropoda; Malacostraca; Decapoda; Nephropidae
Gene: Atg101
Product: autophagy-related protein 101-like
Exons: 6
Coding region: 62-718 (218 amino acids)
Biological process (GO): autophagosome assembly; autophagy
Cellular component (GO): phagophore assembly site
Source: RefSeq, a predicted model, not a curated record